CCCACGCCCCCUGGGUCGCCCUCGUGUGGCGGCCUGCAGUCCGGGUGGAGCUGGGGGGCCCUGCGCUCGCGGAGGCGUGGCGGGCGCGGGGGCGCGGGGAUGGGGGUCACCGUGGAGGUGCACCAGGUGUACAAGUACCCCUUCGAGCAGGUGGUCGCCAGCUUCCUCCGAAAGUAUCCCAACCCCAUGGACAAAAAUGUCAUCUCGGUAAACACCGUGGAGGAAAAAAGAGAUGUGUCAACAGGGAUCAUCUAUAGAAAGAGGAUUGCAAUCUGUCGGAAUGUGAUUCCAGAAAUUUUAAGGAAGGUGAGCAUUUUAAAGAUACCUGAUAUCCAGUUAGAAGAGGAAUCCUGGCUCAAUCCCCAGAAAAGAAGCAUGGCUAUCCAGAGUCACUGCCUUACAUGGACACAGUAUGCAUCCAUGAAGGAAGAGUCUGUCUUCCAGGAAAGCAUGGAAAACCCAAAUUGGACAGAGUUCAUUCAAAGAGGCAGGAUUUCAAUCACAGGGGCUGGCUUUCUCAACUGCAUUUUGGAAACUUUUGCCAGCACAUUCUUAAGACAGGGAGCCCAAAAGGGAAUUAGAAUAAUGGAAACGCUGCUGAAGGAGCAGUGUGGUGCCCCCUCAGCCGAGUAAAGAACCAUCAGGGAGCUGUGUUGUGUCUACUUUUGCUCAAGAAUCACUUCUCGGACACAACAUAUCCAAGACUCAAUUUUGGAAAUGCAGGUUUAAGGAUGCAGUAUCGGCAGCUUGAAGAAGAGGAGACUUUCCUGCCAGGACCUGAAAUGAUACGCCUCCCUGGGAGCCAGCCUCAAUAGUGGCACUCAUGGAGAUAAGUCCUUCUAGCUGGAUUUUUAUGGCAUAGACUCUUCACGAUUUUGCAAAUAAAAGGAAGACCCACAGAAGAUGAUGUUGCCCUUCUUGAGGAUGUCCUGCAGAUGCCUGGUGAUGUGUUUGGGUAGCCAGGGAUAGGCUUGGACACUGGUGUUUGUGCUUUUAUAUGAUCUGUAUCAUUGCCCAUAGGAUUCAUGAGAGGAUUCUAGGACAAAUAAAGGAAUCAAACCUGAUACCUAUUCACAGGUGGCCUGGAACUGACAGGAAUAUACCAGACCUGAGUUGAAGUGAAGGCACAUCUAUAGUUAUGAUGAAGAUUCUCAGAAAUUGGAGCAUUGGCUUUAGACCCAUGAGUACUAUGCAAUUGCCAUCAUUAUCACUUUUAUAAUGUAACAUGUGAGCUGUGGUUUGGUUUGCUGAAAAAACCUUGGAUGGAGAAUGGGGAGGUUAUGUGUGCAUAAUCUUGGCUCCUACUAGUUCAUUCUGAGAUGUGGAGCAGCCAUAACCUUUCUGUUUUCACUGGGCAAGUGAGGAUAAUUGGACACAGAUCUUACUAUUUACUACCUGUGGGUUGUGAUGAUUGAACAAGGCAUUUAGUGUGAAAAGUACGGGUUUUGGAGUCAGAGACAGACCUCGGUUUGAUUCCAAGCAAUACCAUGCACUAGCUCACUAGAACACAAUUUUAAACCUUUAUGAAGCUCAAUUUUUUAAAAUUUGUAAAAUGGGAUGAUAGAAUUAACUUCGUGAAGUUGUUGGACCAAUUUGGAUCACAUAUAUAUGAAGUGCCUAGCAUUCCUGGCACAUAGGAGAAGUCUAUUAAAUAGAAGCCAUUCUUAUUAUACGAAACUAUUUAGAAAAUGUCCUUUUCAAAUGUAAUGUAAAGUAGUAUUACUGUUUGAAAAUUAGAUGACAGUAGUUUGCAUUUUCUAUGAUUGGAAGCAAAACUAUAAAUGGAUACUACUAACUGAACGCUUGAAAAGAGGCAAAAUUUGGAAUUCAUCUUAACAUAAAAAUUGGUCCAUUAGUGGAAAGUAAUAGGGAAAUUGUUUUAUUUUUUUAAUAUUUGAAAUAUCUCCUACUUAAUGCACUGAUGAAUUUCAAAGCAAUUGUAUUCUUCUUUUUAUACAAGCCUGCCACUGUGAGCCUCAUCUUAUUGUAUUUGAACUAUUUGUGCUGCCUAAGUUUUGUCUCAGGAUGAUUUCUUCUCGUUUCCUUAGUGUUUUGUUCUCUAAUUGUGCUUGAAGGAAAAUGAGUGGUAGAAACCAGAACACACUUUGACCUCCUUUUCCAUUUUGUAAAUGGCAUUUUGUAGGCCUUUGUGAUAAUUGCCCACUUCCAAAAAUAAGAUGUGAUGUGAAUUAUCACAGAGGUGAGAGGCAAGAAAUUUGUAUUUGAAGACUGACAGUGAAAUAAAGUUAACCCUUUAUACUCAA
Messenger RNA from Pipistrellus kuhlii (Kuhl's pipistrelle), 2264 nucleotides. It is a transcript of the gene PRELID2, whose product is annotated as PRELI domain containing 2. Gene Ontology annotation, biological process: phospholipid transport. Gene Ontology annotation, cellular component: mitochondrial intermembrane space. Lineage: Eukaryota; Metazoa; Chordata; Mammalia; Chiroptera; Vespertilionidae. Bases 100 to 633 code for a protein of 177 amino acids. Gene Ontology annotation, molecular function: phosphatidic acid transfer activity. The record is from RefSeq and is a predicted model, not a curated record. The transcript is spliced from 7 exons.